GCACCUUACCCACAAAGAAGCAUAUGAAACGCGACAGAUUUUUUUUUUGUUGGAGCAAUCUUCUAUGCUGAAGACAGUGGUCCCUUAUGAUUCAAUUAUUUACGCGUAUUCCGCAAAUCAAUUGAAUUGAACGUUUAUCUCAUUUUACAUGCAGAUUGCGCAUCUCUAUCUGAAGUGAGAAAGGUCAAAACAUGGCAGAAAACACAGAGCAAAAUGAGGCAAAGCAUGACAACUCAUCAUCACCCGGAAUGACAGACCAAGAGAAAGAAAUGGCAGCCAGUGCAUAUGAAUCGUUUGUGGCUAAGAAGUAUGAUGAGUCUUUGAGACACCUUGAUGCUCUGCAAGAGUUGAAUAAAGACGACUACAAGAUUGCUUUGAAUAAAGCCAUUGUAGAGUUUUACAAAAGUGGUCAGACUACCACAGGAAACCUUAAGCAAAGCCUAAUGGCAAUGAAGACCCAGGUUCACACAGCCACCGAAGAUGUUGAUGGGUUGGAUGAUGUUGAAAAUAGUUUGUUGUACUACAAUCAAGCCAUUAUCCACUAUCAUAUGCGGCAGUACUCAGAAGCCAUUUCUAUUGGGGAGAAGCUCUACCAAUUUCUGGAACCGUUUGAAGAGAAGUUUGCUCAGGCUGUGUGUUUCCUGCUGGUGGAUCUGUACCUGCUCACGUUCCAGCCAGAGAAGGCCCUCCACCUGUUGGCUGUGCUGGAUAAGCUCUCUGUACAAGGAAGCAACAAGAACGGCAAAGGAGAGAACAACAAAGAUGGUGGGAACCAGAAGGCAGAGUUUUCAGCCAUGAUUGAGGCAGCGAAAUCAAAGAUGCACCAGUACAAAGUAAGAGCCCACAUUCAGAUGAAAUCCUCCAAAGCGUGUAAAAGGGAGAUAAAGUCAGUGAUGAACACAGCAGGAAAUUCUGCGCCGUCUCUUUUCCUUAAGAGCAACUUUGAAUAUCUGAGAGGAAACUACCGGAAAGCAGUGAAGCUGCUCAACAGUUCCAAUAUAGCCGAACACCCCGGACCCAUCAAAACAGGUGAAUGUGUUCGUUGUAUGUUCUGGAACAAUCUUGGCUGCAUUCACUUUGCAAUGGGGAAACAUAACCUCGGAAUUUUCUACUUCAAGAAGGCAUUACAAGAAAACGACCACACUUGUGCACAGCUCGGCGAUGGCGGCAAUGGGCAAGCCAAGAAAUUCACAGGUAUCCCCAUGUGUGCUCUACUAGCCAACAAACGCUAUGAGCUUCUGUAUAAUUGCGGCAUCCAGCUGCUGCACAUCGGCAGGCCUCUGGCUGCCUUCGAGUGUCUGAUUGAGGCGGUGCAGGUUUACCAUUCAAACCCUCGACUGUGGCUACGACUUGCGGAGUGUUGCAUCUCUGCUAAUAAAGGGGGUUCUGAACAAGAGAGCAAAGGUUUACCGUGUAAAAAAGGCAUUGUUCAGUCAAUUGUUGGACAGGGAUACCAUCGCAAGAUUGUGUUGGCAUCCCAAUCCAUGCAAAAUACUAUUUACAGUGAAGGCCAGUCGGCAGCCAUUCCAGUAGCCAGUAUGGAGUUUGCUGCCAUUUGCCUAAGGAACUCUCUGCUGCUGCUGCCUGAACACCAACAGCAGGACGUCAAGAUGGAGAACAGCUCCAAAAGCUCAAGUCAGUCAGGAAGCACCGAGAGUGGCAGCGAGAACAGUGAUGCCUGCAGUGGGAAAGGUCAGGAGGCCGACAGGUUACUCUCCGCGGCGCCAUCGUCUCCUCUCAGAAAACAAGAAGUGGAAAACCUCAGGUGCUCCAUCUUGGCAUGCAGUGCCUACGUGGCCUUAGCACUAGGAGACAACCUGAUGGCUUUAAACCACGCUGAGAAACUGCUCCACCAACCCAAGGUUUCGGGAUCGCUCAAGUUUCUCGGUCACCUCUACGCGGCCGAGGCCCUCAUUUCAUUGGACCGGAUCUCCGAUGCCAUCGCGCACCUCAACCCAGAGAAUGUCAUCGACGUUUCUAUUGGGGUGCUGACCAAUGAGCAAGACCCAGCAGGUUCUGAUAAGGGUGACGAACCUGUUGAAUCUUCAGGCAAGCAGACCCCCCUUUGUUAUCCCAGCAGUGUGACUUCAGCUCGAGCCAUGAUGCUCUUCAACCUUGGCAGCGCGUACUGCUUACGAAGUGAAUAUGACAAAGCCCGCAAGUGCCUUCAACAGGCUGCAUCGAUGGUGAACACUAAGGAGAUUCCACCUGAAGCCAUCUUGUUGGGAGUCUACUUGGAGCUACAGAAUGGGAAUACUCAGCUGGCCUUGCAGAUCAUCAAACGCAACCAGCUGCUGCCUCCUGCAGUCCAGAGGGUGUCGCCAGAUUCCCGCAAGAAACCCAUGCAGCCAAUCCAGCUUCCCUCAUCGUUCACACAAGUCCAGCGUAAAUGAGCCUCCAUAAUCACCUUGAUCCCAUUCGACCACUGACACACUCACUCUGAGGAGCCUUGCUAUUUAUUAUGCUUCCGACUUCAGCAUCAAGAGCCGUAUGAAAUGCAAAUCUGAAUGCUCCC
Messenger RNA from Hippocampus comes (tiger tail seahorse), 2515 nucleotides. It is a transcript of the gene cnot10, whose product is annotated as CCR4-NOT transcription complex, subunit 10. Lineage: Eukaryota; Metazoa; Chordata; Actinopteri; Syngnathiformes; Syngnathidae. Gene Ontology annotation, cellular component: CCR4-NOT complex. The record is from RefSeq and is a predicted model, not a curated record. Gene Ontology annotation, molecular function: protein binding. The transcript has 19 exons. The coding region runs from base 192 to 2393 and encodes 733 amino acids. Gene Ontology annotation, biological process: negative regulation of translation; mRNA catabolic process.